GUGGUCAGCCUGGACGGGGGCGUGGGCACUGCGAAGGAACGCCCGGCUGCAGACGCGGCUGCGGAGAUGGCGGCGCCGCAACCGUGCGCCGAUGGCUCCUGCUGCUCACGCCCCGGGGCUGUGCCCGGGGUCCAGCAGACGCUGGAGGAGAUGGACUUCGAGAGGGGUGAGGAGGGAAUCUGGUCAGCAGCCCUGAAUGGAGACCUGGGCCGAGUGAAGUAUUUCAUCCAGAAGGCCACGGACCCUAGCCAGCCUGACUCUGCUGGCUACACAGCACUGCACUACGCUAGCCGCAACGGGCACUAUGCUGUUUGCCAGUUUCUGCUGGAAAGCGGAGCAAAGUGUGAUGCCCAGACCCGCGGGGGGGCCACCGCCUUGCACCGGGCCAGCUACUGCGGCCACACAGAAAUUGCACGAUUGCUGCUUUCCCACGGGUCCAACCCCCGCUUGGUGGAUGACGAUGGCAUGACCAGUCUGCAUAAGGCUGCAGAGAGGGGUCACGAGGACAUCUGCUCCCUCCUCUUACAACACAGCCCAGCCCUGAAGGCUGUCCGGGACCACAAAGCACGCCUAGCAUGUGACCUGCUGCCCUACAACAGUGGCCUGCGGGACCUGUUGGCCAGCUGAGGCGCCGCUGCCUGCCUCUGGUUGCCCUUGAAGGGUACAGACUAGCUCUCCACACCCCUGCCUUGCUCAGCAUCAUGCUGUUGGAUGGGACCAGGGCCAGAGUGCCCGGAAGAGCCCCCGUUUGGCUGGGUGUGGGAGCCAGUAGGGAGGCUAGGGAGGGCUUGAAGGCUGUGACCCUGGACAGGUGGUCAUGUAAAUUAGUCCUUGUAGAAACAGGUAUCCAUGUGGAAGAAAAUAAAACUUAUAUCUUGACACCAUCCCACAGACAAAAGAUAAAUUUCAAGAUGUAGAAUCCUAAAUACAAAAGUGCAAAACUUUGAAGUAUA
This is a messenger RNA of Phodopus roborovskii (desert hamster), 953 nucleotides long. RefSeq names its product ankyrin repeat domain 39 (gene Ankrd39). Gene Ontology annotation, molecular function: protein binding. Lineage: Eukaryota; Metazoa; Chordata; Mammalia; Rodentia; Cricetidae. The transcript is spliced from 4 exons. The record is from RefSeq and is a predicted model, not a curated record. The coding region runs from base 67 to 627 and encodes 186 amino acids.